AUGUAUGAUCUCAUGGGUAUAAUAUAUUUUGGGAGUGGCCAUUUCAUGGCUCGAUUUGUGGAUAAACAUGGUGUCGUGUGGUUUCAGGAUGGGGCUGCUGCAGGGGGAUCAUUUGUGAAUGAAGGUUACCUGUGUGAUUAUUCAAAACAGGGAUUGUUGUUGAAGGGCAACAGGAGAGCAGGAAUAACUGUGUAUGUAUGGCGAGACGACACAGCCUGGCAGUUCUAG
Desarmillaria tabescens is the source of this 228-nucleotide messenger RNA. RefSeq lists its product as uncharacterized. Lineage: Eukaryota; Fungi; Basidiomycota; Agaricomycetes; Agaricales; Physalacriaceae. The transcript has a single exon. The record is from RefSeq and is a predicted model, not a curated record. The coding region runs from base 1 to 228 and encodes 75 amino acids.